This is a messenger RNA of Knipowitschia caucasica, 426 nucleotides long. Lineage: Eukaryota; Metazoa; Chordata; Actinopteri; Gobiiformes; Gobiidae. The record is from the annotation of a GenBank genome assembly.
AUGGCUUGCUGUCUGAAGGAUGAGCUCCUCUGUUCCAUUUGCCUGAGCAUCUACCAGGACCCUGUGAGCUUUGGCUGCGAGCACUACUUUUGCCGAAAGUGCAUCACGGAGCAUUGGAGCCGCCAGGAACCACACGCGCCCAGGGACUGUCCCGAGUGUCGCCGCACCUUCGCCGACCCGCUCCUCUCUCCCAGCCUCAAGUUGUCCAACAUCGUGGAGAGGUAUUCGGCCUUUCCUCUAGACGCCAUUCUCAACGCCCAGAGGAGCUCGUAUCCCUGCAAAGACCACGAGAAAGUCAAGCUCUUCUGCCUCACGGACAAAAGCCUGGUGUGUUUCUUCUGCGACGAACCAGCACUGCACGAGCAACACCAGGUGACCACCAUCGACGAGGCCUACGAGGAGAUACAGAAGACGACUAUAGAGUAA